This is a messenger RNA of Patiria miniata (bat star), 3046 nucleotides long. Its product is annotated as D site-binding protein-like. The coding region runs from base 305 to 1273 and encodes 322 amino acids. The record is from RefSeq and is a predicted model, not a curated record. Gene Ontology annotation, biological process: regulation of transcription by RNA polymerase II; DNA-templated transcription. The transcript is spliced from 4 exons. Lineage: Eukaryota; Metazoa; Echinodermata; Asteroidea; Valvatida; Asterinidae. Gene Ontology annotation, molecular function: RNA polymerase II cis-regulatory region sequence-specific DNA binding; DNA-binding transcription factor activity, RNA polymerase II-specific.
AUAUAUUGCAAUCCCCGGUGAAAUUUUUUCACAUCGGUUGAAGAUCUGUUGGCGAAAAGGCGAAAGAAAGCACCUCCCCAGGAAAAGGGCUGGAGAACCUCUCCAUCAACGAGAAGGGCGAUUUUACCGUCCAGAGCGACGGUACAAGCGACUGGAAAGGCUUUUCAGGGUGCAGAAACACCCUCCGUGGUUGACUACAAGGGGCUAAACCCAAUUUACCGUGGAUUCUCCCGAGACCAUUUGUGAUUUUCAAAACACAAAAUGGAAGCAAAAUCUAUCGUACAAAUACCCAUCAGCUGCCAAUAUGGCUUGCCGAGGUAUAGAGGAAGAGGAGACAGUAGGGAGCCGGGGGCCGGUUGUAAACCCUGUCGAGAUCAUUUCGACAGGACUCUCGAAGGACACCAGUGUGAUCUUCGGGCACCAGGCCCCCGGUACUGCUCAACGGGCAUCGAUGCCAAUGAGCAGCCUUUUUAACCAUGGUGAUCCCGACCUGUCUUUCUGCGAUGUGCUAGCAGCCUACCCCAUUGAGACAGAGUCGGACCAGCCUCCUACCGUCGAUGUGGAGGGAUUCACAGACCUAAUGCUCUUCCCCGAUCUGAUGGGGGUCCUUGAGGAGAACCUGCCGGGCUCAUUCCAGGACCUCCCCCUGGAUCCCAUGGGGGGAGUCGGGGAACCUUUCAAGCCACGGGAUGUCAUCUCGUCCGUCAGCGAUGGCGGCGAGAUCAGCCCAGCUGAGAGCGACGCCUCUGUGGAUCAUUUCUUCAACACAUUUACGGAUCUGACCGGGUUCCUUCAGCAAUUGACGGAGGAGACUGGUCCCACUGAUCUCAAUGAUUUGGCUACUUCCAUCGCAGGAAGCAACGACCCUUUAAUGACCGACGCAGAACCAUCUGCAAUGGCUACGACCACCCUGCCAACACCCGUUGGCUCUGAGACAGCAUGCAAGGAAGAGGAGUGCAGCCCCCGUCGCCCCGCCCCAAGCAGCGACGAUGAUGAUGAUGAUGACGAGGCCCCGCCCACCAAGAAGGCUCGCACAUCCCGCCACAAUGCCAGCGCAAAAUCAGCUAAGCAAAAGUAUCGUCAGCGCCGCGACAAGAACAACAUCGCGUCGCAGCGCUCCCGUGCCACCCGCAAACAGCGCGAGGGGGAAAUGGUUGUCAAGGCGAAGGAGCUUGAGGCCGAGAACGCGCGCUUGCGGGUGCGCAUUGACGAGCUAACCGUUAUUGCUGAAGAGGCGCGAAAGUGCUUAGUGGUUUCCCUGUCUCAGAAGUAAUCUGGUUUCAUGGUUUCUCCCAACUGGGUUAUAUCCCAACUCGAGCUAAGUUCUGUAACUGGUGUACACUAUCCCUGUACCUUUAAUAGUCCAGUUGAUGAAGACCAUUGCCCAAUUUCAUUGAAAAGCUUAGAAUGUUGGAGAUUAAACCCAGUUAACCAGUACAAAUCAGAUUGCUCGGAUUGUGAAUUCAACUUUAUGGAAAGGUACACUUUGUAAAAAGGUAUGUUUUGUGGAAACAAAUAGAAAGGUAGCAUUUUAUAGUUAAGAGUUAGAUUUGGGAGUAAAUAUAUAUUCAUGCAUAUAAGCACUGUCAGAUUAUUUGUUAUUGACAUGGUGCAUGAAUGCCACAAAAUUCCGAUAUGGAUGGGAGUGGAGUUGCACGGUUGAUGCAUAAAUAAUUGAAUAUUUAUAAGUUAAGCUCGAGCAAUUCACUCUCGUCCAUGGUCGCUAAUUUUGGGGUUUUAAGACUUGGAGACAUUUGUUAAAUGGGUUUUUUUUUUUUGAUACAAUGUUUGAUCACAAAUAAGUAAUGUUUUGCUAACAUUUGUUUAAGUUGUGAUUAAUUAUUGGACCUUUUUUAGUGGAUGCACAAAAUAUAGCAUGAAUUCUUGUUACAUGUAUAUUGAGAAACUAAUUUUGUACAGAAAAAUGUAAAUAUUGAAGCAGAUUUUGUUUUAGCUGAGUUUACCGCACAAAACACAGUACAUGUAUUGUAGAAAGUUCUGAAAGGAUGCAUUUUUUUCCCCUUCAUUUCAAUACAUUUAUUCGCUGCUUUUAGUUUAUGUAUUAGGGUACAUGGUUAUGUACAGUGCUUUUGUGUAUUGUGUGCACAUUUUACUGGAAUGUAUGAUUUAAAUUCUGCAGCCAACUUUUUCAUAAGUUUGUUUUCAGUCAUUUGUGUCUGUUGCAUAGUGAGACCUUUUGUUUCAUACAGGCCCAACUAUGCAACGGACCCAAAAUGGACUGAAAAUGCACUUAUGGAUCUAAACAAUACUUUCAGUGCUAAAACUGAAUUUUAGAAACUACAUGAAUAUUUGCUUGUUGUAAUACGAAGGAAACACAGUCGAAGAGAUCUGUUUGGUUUCGGUAAAUACACCAAGGGUUUACCCAAACCAAAAAGGGGCCCACCACCAUUUUAAGGUUAACUGCACAGCACUGCAUGGCAUUGUUCAAACUUAUAACGUAUUUCGUGUACAGAAAAUAACUUUAUACCCAAUCUCAUAAGUAUCUUGCAUAUAUACGUGUAUUGAGCAAAAAUGAGAACCUCACUGAUUGUGUGUAAAAAAAAACAAGAAAAUUGCCGAACUUCAGAAGUAUGUUACAUGUACUACGUAAUGAACAAUUACAAGUUGAUUGAGAAAUCUGUAAAUAAAUGUUGUAAAUAAUCAGAGUUGGGCUGGCAGAGCUGCAUUCAUUGUUUUGUAUAUUAUUUUGUUACAAUCCAGGAAAUGGAAUCUGUAUGUACAUGUAGUAGCUUGUUCUAAUGUUAAUACUCUUCUACCACAAACCAAGUCAGCUAUAAAUUCUAUUAAAGUGACUGUUUGAUUUAUAUUUUUGCAAAAUCUCACGCCUUACCUUUUUACUGUCAAGGCCUAAAGCCCCCCCCCCCCCCCAAAAAAUAAAGCCAAAUUGUUUUUGUCAAAGCAUGUAAAAAGAAUCCCUUAAAACAAAUGAAUGUAUUCUGUAUAACGAAUUACAGUAGAAAUUACCCAUGUUAAAGGAUUUGAAAUAUGGUUUGUGGUUGGGAAAAAAUAAAGCGAUCAAAAUGAA